CAGGAUGCACUCCUCUUGCUGCCCUUCUGCCACACCACACACACUGAAGGUGUUGUGUGUUCGGAUGUGUAUGUUCUACUCCACCAUGUGUCUGGCAGGCUGGCCGCUGUCCUCGGAGGCAGCCAGACUCCGCUGUGGGACUGAUCUCCUCAGUGAUCUCAUAUUUGUGUGUGGGGAUCGUGGAAUCUAUUUAGGUAAAGGUUCGUGGUCUGGUUACGGUUCUCGGCCCAGAGGGAAAGGGAUAGUGGAUCAGUGCUGUCGGCCGUCUGGUUGUGAACUUCAGCAUCUGGAGAUGUACUGUGCCAAACCAAAGAGCCAGCAGCAAACAACAGCUUACCCAACAACAACCACCACCACCACCGCAGCACCUCGGACCACAGCACAGCUAGACACGGCUCAGCAGUUCCAAGCACUGUUUCAGAAAAGACUUUCUGAGCAAAUGGGGGCCCCCGACAGUCCAAAGAGGGAUGCUUACAGAAAGAAGACUGAGCCUUCCCUCCGACAGCAAAGCAAAGUUUCACCGUCACGCAAGAGGAUUAAAACACGUAACCCAACCAACAUGCCACCGUUAACCUCCGGGAGUUCCCUUCAAACAAUGACGACACAUGAAUCAUGACCUUUGACCUCAUAAAAAAAAAAAACCCUGAGACUGAUGCAGACUGUGAACUUUGGAUUCUCUACUAAGUAGGGAUCGCCAAACAGAUUUGGAGAUAAAAAAAAGCAACUGAAGACAACUGAAGUCCUGGCACCGACUCUGGGCUAGCUGCUGCUGCUGCUACGUUAGCCUUUGACUUGAUGGAAUCUCUCACUGAAGCAUUUCUUUCAUCUGUCUUUCUGGAGCAAUGUGUCAAUGCGUGUAUCAUACACUCUUUUCUUAUGUCUAUAGCCCUAUCCGCACAGGACUAGUAUUACUAGGGGACCUCAUGUGAUUUCAAAAUUCCCCCCCCACGUCUGUGUUUCGUGUGGCGAAUUCACACGGGAUAAGCACAGGUCUGUAUUUUACUCUAAUUUAUUGACAUGAUCCCCCACAUAUGAUGUCAAGGCUCUGUCAAAACUUUCAUUUAGAAUUUCCAAUGCAGCCAAAUACAGUCCCGAAUCACAGAGAUGAACGAGACCAAUAUCAUCACACAUACCCUAUGUUUGGCAGAAUAUGGCAUGUAAUUUCCGGUGCAAUUUUUACUUGAAAAAUUACAGACAUAGCAGACCAGAGCCCUAUUUUGCACGGGAUUAGUAUCAUCUGGGGACCUUGUGUGUAAUUUUGAAAGUACCCUCCCAACAUCUGAGUAUCGCGUGGCGCAUUCGCACGGGAUAAGCAAAGCCUGCUUUUACUCAAAUUUAGUGACUUAUCUGUACCACGAGAGUUGGGUAUACCUGGAGGCGCGCGGAGGACAGCCAGGGCGAGGCCGCUGCGCAGCACUUGGGUCUGGGUUCCGUAUCUUUUUUGGGCCAGGCCCGGUAGAGGUUAUCAGACAGCAUCACUGUCCCCGGCCAAAAUUUCAGACAUGGCCGAUUCGCAUGGGAUUGAGAUCACAGCCAACCUCCGUAAUUAUUACAAAUGACUAGAGGUCACCAGGUAAUACUAGUCACGUGCGAAUGGGGCUAACGACUACGUUUACAUGCACACAAUACCGGCGUCAUUGCGUCACAGAGACCAAACAACUAAUCGAUUCAUCGAGAAACGAAGAUAGAUUGACAAUGAAAAUGAUCAAUGUGGAAUGUGACAAACGUGCAAAGUUUUGAGAGAGUUUUGAAAGUGCUGCCGUGUGUUUUGGGUCCUGACAUUAGCAUGUAACAAAGAAGUUUGCGUCAUUUAACUUGUCAGUUGUACUGAUUUUUAUUUUGUGUCUGUCUGAGAUUAUCAAGUACGGUGUUUUAUUAUUUUGUAUAUUGUGUAAAAGACUUUCUAAUUGCAUUCAUUAUUUAUUUC
Messenger RNA from Perca flavescens (yellow perch), 1927 nucleotides. It is a transcript of the gene igf3, whose product is annotated as insulin-like growth factor 3. Gene Ontology annotation, molecular function: hormone activity; insulin-like growth factor receptor binding. Lineage: Eukaryota; Metazoa; Chordata; Actinopteri; Perciformes; Percidae. The record is from RefSeq and is a predicted model, not a curated record. Gene Ontology annotation, biological process: negative regulation of apoptotic process; regulation of protein phosphorylation; positive regulation of phosphatidylinositol 3-kinase/protein kinase B signal transduction. The coding region runs from base 5 to 616 and encodes 203 amino acids. Gene Ontology annotation, cellular component: extracellular region. The transcript has 4 exons.